GAGAGAGAGGAGAGAGAGAGAGAGAGAGAGAGAGAGAGAGAGAGAGAGAGAGAGAGAGAGAGAGAGAGAUCAGGGGCCCCCUUGUACCAUUCAUUUUCAGAGCAAGGAGCACAGCAUUGGUCAACGCCUGUGAAAAAACACAAACAAAAAACUGCCUGGGAACAGACGAACACACACCACUCAGAAAAAGAGAGAGCAGGGGAAGGAGAACAAGCCAGUAGGAAGACCACGAGAGAAGGUUGAGAGCACACUGCAAGAUCUUUUAAGGUUGAACUUAGCAAAAAAAAAAAAAAAAAAACUCCGUGCCCUAGCUUGUGUUUGUGAAAUCCGACGGAGUGCAUUUGCUGCACGUUUUACUGAAUGGAGUUGAAUCCACGAGGAGAUUGCUGAGGAGACUGAAUUUCUGACCAGCUUCAAACAGACUGAAGCUUCUAUCAGCAGAGGAUUCAACCCUCAUAGACUGAAGAUGCUACGGGGGCUGUUCAACCAGCGAAGGCUGAAACACGAGCGACUGGAAGAGGAAGUGGAGGUGCGAUUCAAAGGGAAGCUGGUCUCUGAGAAAGAGCUGGGCUACACGCAUGUGCAGCCGGGAGGCUCCAACUACUCCAGUCCGUCGUUGGCUCCGGUUGCCAGUCUGAAUGAGGAUGAGCAUGUGGGGGGUGGGGUGCUGGGUCUUGCAGCUGAACACAUUCCCACCCCUGGUGCCCCCCUCAGCUGGCAGGCAGCCAUUGACGCGGCACGACAGGCCAAGCUGAUGGGCACCACUGGAGCCCCAAUUUCCACUGCGAGCUCCACGCAGCGCAAACGGCAGCACUACACCAAACCCAAGAAACAGGCCAGCACUGCCUCCACGCGCCCACCCCGAGCCCUUCUCUGCCUCACUCUUAAAAACCCCAUUCGCAGGGCGUGCAUCAGUAUCGUGGAAUGGAAACCGUUUGAAAUCAUCAUUUUGAUGACAAUUUUUGCAAACUGUGUGGCCUUAGCUGUCUACAUCCCUUUCCCUGAGGACGAUUCCAACGCAACCAACUCCAACCUGGAACGGGUGGAGUAUCUCUUUCUGAUAAUUUUUACGGUGGAAGCGUUUCUGAAAGUAAUUGCGUACGGGCUGCUGUGUCACCCGAAUGCAUACCUGCGGAAUGGCUGGAACCUGUUGGAUUUCAUCAUUGUGGUGGUAGGGCUCUUCAGUGCAAUAUUAGAGCAGGCCACUAAAGGGGAUGGUGGGACUUCAAUGGGUGGCAAGGCUGCAGGCUUUGAUGUAAAAGCUCUGCGCGCCUUUAGAGUGUUGAGACCUCUGAGACUCGUCUCUGGAGUACCUAGUUUACAGGUGGUGCUGAACUCUAUCAUUAAAGCCAUGGUUCCCCUCCUGCACAUCGCUCUGCUUGUUCUGUUUGUCAUUAUCAUUUAUGCCAUCAUCGGCCUCGAGCUCUUCAUGGGCAAGAUGCACAGAACCUGCUUCUUCUUCAGAGAUGGACACAAAGGUCCUAUAGCUGAGAAGAAGCCGGCCCCCUGCGCCCCAAGCUCUGCACAUGGACGACACUGCUCGCCUCCCAACAUCACGCAGUGCAUGAUGGGUUGGGAGGGGCCAAAUGAUGGAAUCACAAACUUUGAUAACUUUGCAUUUGCCAUGCUUACUGUGUUUCAAUGCAUCACAAUGGAGGGCUGGACAGAGGUCCUGUACUGGGUGAAUGAUGCUGUAGGGAAUUCCUGGCCGUGGCUUUAUUUUGUCACUUUAAUCAUCAUUGGCUCCUUUUUUGUUCUUAAUUUGGUUCUUGGUGUUCUGAGCGGAGAGUUCUCAAAAGAGCGAGAAAAGGCCAAAGCUCGCGGUGAUUUCCAGAAGCUCCGUGAGAAACAGCAGCUGGAGGAGGAUCUAAAGGGCUACCUGGACUGGAUCACACAGGCAGAGGAUAUCGACCCUGAGAAUGAUGAUGAAGGACUGGACGACGACAAGCCGAGAAAUCUGAGUAUGCCAGCUAGUGAAAAUGAGUCAGUGAACACUGAUAAUGCCCCAGCCGGAGAUAUAGAAGGAGAAACAUGCUGUACUCGCAUGGCAAAUAGGAUCUCCAAAUCCAAAUUCAGUCGUUAUUCUCGGCGGUGGAAUCGGUUAUGUCGGCGAAAGUGCCGUGCAGCAGUGAAGUCGAACGUAUUUUACUGGCUGGUGAUUUUCCUGGUAUUUUUGAACACACUAACCAUUGCCUCUGAGCACCACCAACAGCCGGACUGGCUCACCAAUGUACAAGAUAUUGCCAAUAAGGUGUUGCUGGCUCUCUUCACCGGUGAGAUGCUGCUGAAGAUGUACAGCCUGGGCCUACAGGCCUAUUUUGUCUCCCUUUUCAAUCGCUUUGACAGUUUUGUGGUGUGUGGCGGCAUUCUGGAGACCAUUCUGGUGGAGAUUAAGAUCAUGUCACCCCUCGGCAUCUCUGUUCUGCGCUGUGUCCGUCUGCUUCGCAUUUUCAAGAUCACCAGGUACUGGAAUUCUCUCAGUAAUCUGGUGGCCUCUUUGCUGAACUCAGUGCGUUCGAUCGCUUCCCUGUUGCUGUUGCUCUUCCUCUUCAUCAUCAUCUUCAGUCUGCUGGGAAUGCAGCUCUUUGGCGGCAAGUUCAACUUCGAUGAGACGCGUCGCAGCACCUUCGAUAACUUCCCCCAGUCUCUCCUCACUGUCUUUCAGAUUUUGACUGGAGAAGAUUGGAACUCUGUGAUGUAUGAUGGCAUCAUGGCGUAUGGAGGGCCUUCCUUCCCUGGCAUGCUAGUCUGUAUUUAUUUCAUCAUCCUCUUCAUUUGCGGAAACUACAUCCUCCUGAAUGUCUUCUUGGCCAUUGCCGUGGACAACCUGGCAGAUGCUGAGAGCCUGACAUCAGCACAGAAAGAGGAAGAGGAGGAGAAAGAGAGGAAGAAGCUGGCCAGAACGGCCAGUCCAGAGAAACGCCAGGACUCUGAGAAACCUCCGCUGGAGGAUGAAAAGAAAGAGGAGAAGAUUGAGCUAAAAUCCAUCACCUCAGACGGAGAAAUGCCAACUGCCACCAAGAUUAACAUGGAUGAAUACACAGGUGAAGAAAAUGAGGAGAAGAAUCCAUAUCCUGUGAAUGAUUUCCCAGCAGGAGAGGAUGAUGAUGAGGAGCCAGAGAUGCCAGUGGGUCCUCGUCCGCGACCACUUUCAGACAUUCAGCUGAAGGAGAAAGCUGUCCCCAUGCCAGAGGCCAGAGCUUUCUUUAUUUUCAGCCCGUCUAACAAGUUCAGGGCUUUUUGUCAUAAGAUUGUAAACCACAACAUCUUCACCAAUUUAAUCCUUUUCUUUAUACUGCUGAGCAGUAUUUCACUGGCAGCCGAGGACCCAGUGAAGAAUGACUCAUUCAGGAAUCAGAUUCUAGGCUAUGCAGAUUAUGUGUUUACAGGAAUCUUCACCAUAGAGAUCAUAUUAAAGAUGACAGCGUAUGGAGCGUUCCUACAUAAGGGAUCAUUUUGUCGGAAUUAUUUUAAUAUUCUGGAUCUGGUGGUGGUCAGUGUGUCUCUGAUCUCCUCUGGGAUUCAGUCAAGUGCCAUUAAUGUAGUGAAGAUUCUCAGAGUGCUGAGAGUAUUGAGGCCCCUGAGAGCAAUCAACAGAGCCAAGGGCCUCAAACACGUGGUCCAGUGUGUGUUUGUAGCCAUCCGCACCAUAGGGAAUAUCGUCAUCGUCACCUCUUUGCUGCAGUUCAUGUUUGCCUGCAUUGGUGUUCAACUCUUUAAGGGAAAAUUCUUCUCCUGCUCAGACACCUCAAAACAAACACAGGCAGAGUGCAGGGGGUCCUACAUAGAGUACAAAGAUGGGAAUGUUGGCAAGCCAGAGAAAGCUCAGCGUUUAUGGGAAAACAGUGAUUUCAACUUUGAUGACGUCCUAAAGGGCAUGAUGGCUCUGUUUGCCGUGUCCACCUUCGAGGGUUGGCCAGGACUGCUCUACAGAGCCAUAGACUCCCAUGCUGAGGAUGUCGGCCCAAUCUACAACUACCGCGUGAUCAUCUCCAUAUUCUUCAUCGUUUACAUCAUCAUCAUCGCCUUCUUCAUGAUGAACAUAUUCGUAGGUUUCGUCAUUGUGACAUUUCAGGAGCAAGGAGAGCAAGAGUACAAAAACUGUGAGCUGGACAAGAACCAGCGUCAGUGUGUGGAAUAUGCCCUGAAGGCCCGCCCCCUGCGCAGAUACAUCCCUAAGAACCCAUAUCAGUACAAAGUUUGGUACGUGGUAAACUCCACCUACUUUGAGUACCUGAUGUUCACCCUCAUCCUGCUCAACACCAUCUGCCUGGCCAUGCAGCAUCAUGGUCAAUCUCAGUCCUUCAACAAAGCCAUGAAUAUCCUGAAUAUGUUAUUCACCGGUCUCUUCACUGUGGAAAUGAUCCUCAAACUCAUCGCCUUCAAACCCAGGGGUUACUUUAGUGACCCCUGGAAUGUUUUUGACUUCCUCAUCGUAAUUGGCAGCAUUAUAGACGUCAUUCUGAGUGAGAUCAACGGCUUCCAAAACACUGAAGAUAACGCCAGGAUUUCAAUCACAUUCUUUCGGCUGUUCCGAGUGAUGAGACUGGUGAAGCUCCUGUCUCGGGGAGAGGGCAUUCGGACUCUGCUCUGGACCUUCAUUAAAUCCUUUCAGGCUCUUCCCUAUGUUGCUUUGCUUAUCGUAAUGCUAUUCUUCAUAUAUGCCGUCAUUGGAAUGCAGAUGUUUGGUAAGAUUGCCCUGAGGGACAACACCGAGAUCAACCGCAACAACAACUUUCAGACAUUUCCACAAGCUGUUCUGCUGCUCUUCAGGUGUGCCACAGGGGAGGCAUGGCAGGAAAUCAUGCUGGCCUGUAUGCCAAGCCGUCCAUGUGACAAGGGGUCAGAGAUCGGCCCUGCCAGUGAUGACUGUGGCAGCCACUUUGCCAUCUUCUACUUUGUUAGCUUUUAUAUGCUUUGUGCCUUCCUGAUCAUUAACCUCUUUGUAGCAGUCAUCAUGGACAACUUUGACUAUUUAACACGUGAUUGGUCGAUUCUGGGUCCACAUCACCUGGAUGAGUUUAAGAGGAUAUGGGCGGAAUACGACCCUGAAGCCAAGGGUCGGAUAAAGCACUUGGACGUGGUGACUUUACUGCGCAGAAUUCAGCCUCCCCUCGGAUUUGGAAAACUUUGCCCACACAGAGUGGCUUGCAAGCGACUUGUGUCGAUGAACAUGCCUCUCAAUAGUGACGGAACAGUGAUGUUCAAUGCAACUCUAUUUGCCCUAGUCAGGACAGCCCUGCGUAUCAAGACUGAAGGUAACCUGGAGCAAGCGAAUGAAGAGCUCAGGGCCAUCGUGAAGAAGAUCUGGAAGAGGACAAGCAUGAAACUGCUGGACCAAGUUGUCCCCCCUGCUGGAGAUGAUGAAGUAACGGUGGGGAAGUUCUAUGCCACAUUCCUGAUUCAGGAAUACUUCAGGAAAUUUAAGAAACGCAAGGAACAGGGCCUGGUGGCCAAAAUUCCUCCAAAGACUGCUCUUUCUUUGCAGGCUGGCCUGCGUACACUGCAUGAUAUGGGUCCAGAGAUCAGACGAGCGAUAUCAGGAGACCUGACGGUGGAGGAGGAGCUGGAGAGAGCCAUUAAGGAAACCGUGUGUACUGCCUCCGAGGAUGAUAUCUUCAGGCGGUCUGGCGGCCUCUUCGGUAACCACGUCAACUACUACCACCAGAGUGAUGGCCACGCAUCCUUCCCACAGUCCUUCACAACACAAAGACCGUUACACAUCAGCAAGUCCGGGAGCCCCGGGGAGGCCGAAUCUCCCUCUCAUCAGAAGCUUGUCGACUCUACCUUUACUCCGAGCAGUUACUCUUCCUCAGGAUCCAACGCAAACAUCAACAAUGCCAACAACACCAGCAUUGGACAUCGGUACCCUAAACCUACUGUCAGCACAGUGGACGGAUACACUGGACCACCUCUUGCAACCAUCCCACUGCCACGGCCCACAUGGUGCUUUCCUAACAAAAGGAGCUGUUUCUAUGACACUUUCAUGUGCUCUGAUUCCAGUGACAGUCGUCUCCCUAUAAUACGGCCAGAGGAAGUGUCUACAGACGAGACAUAUGAUGAAACAUUUCUUGAUGAGAGACAUCAGGCCAUGCUCUCAAUUGACUUGUUGGAGUUUCAGGAUGAAGAGAGCAAGCAAUUGGCUCCUAUGGUGGAGGUGGAUGUGGGAGAGGAGAGGAGGCUGACUCCACGGAGAAGGACAUUUCUCUGUCCCACUGCACUGGGUCGACGGUCUUCCUUUCACUUGGAGUGUCUGAGAAAGCAGAGCAGAGCUGAUGUUUCUCAGAAGACAGCACUACCACUGCACCUAGUACAUCAUCAGGCUUUGGCUGUGGCAGGUUUGAGUCCCCUACUAAGACGGAGUCAUUCUCCAACUUUGUUCACACGUCUGUGUUCCACACCCCCUGCAAGUCCGAGCAGCCGUAGCGGGGGAGGGCCUUGCUACCAGCCAGUUCCGUUUCUCCGGUUAGAGGGCAACGGAUCAUAUGAGAAGCUCAACAGCAGCAUGCCGUCUGUGAACUGCAGUUCGUGGUACAGCGACAGUAACGGCAACCACAGCGGGGGAGUGCAGAGGACGCAGCGACCUGUAUCCCUCACAGUUCCUCCAAUCACACGCAAAGACUCCAUAUCCUUAGCCCACGGGAGCGCCGGCAGCCUCGUGGAGGCGGUAUUGAUAUCUGAGGGUUUGGGUCACUAUGCACAGGAUCCCUCCUUCAUCCAGGUAGCGAAGCAGGAACUUGCAGACGCCUGCGACAUGACCAUGGAGGAGAUGGAGAACGCUGCUGAUAACAUUCUCAAUGCCAAUGCCCCACCCAACACCAACGGAAACCUGCUACCCUUCGUACAGUGCAGAGACACUGGUUCACAGGAGUCUCAUUGCAGCCACGCACUGGGUCUCUCCACUGCCACAGAGCCAGAUGAACUGCUGGGGGCAGAGUUAGACCACUCUGAGGGGGCAGGGCAGCGGAACAGCGCCCUGAUGGAGGACGAGGACAUGGAGUGUGUGACAAGUUUGUAGGGGGAACAACAGCACAGAGGACUUCCUGUGUCUUAGCCUAGCUCUCUCCGAGGACACUGCUGUCCUGCAGUCUGACCAGUCUGUUGCGUGUACCUGCCGUAGGGGUAUAAGGCCAUUCUGCUUCGCUGAGACCGAGUUGGGUUUUAGUUCUUCUGUGUGUUUGCGAGAGCACGAGCUAGUAGGCGUGUGUACAUGUUUGUGUGUGUUUCUAAAGUGCCUCACAGUUCUCACAACCUUGAUUAAGGGAUUGCAGUAAGGAAGAAAUGAAAAACCCUAACUGAGCAGGGGAUGAAGGGAAAAGAUGUGCUCUUGCUCACUGAGUGGGAUCUGUUUACCGGUGUGCACCUGUGGGCUUGUUCUCAGUGGUGAACAGAGUGAGUUUGUGCUGACUUGUGUGUGGUGGAAGUCACCUUUAAGACUCAACGGCCCCUCCUCCUCUCCUGCAGUUCUUCGGCGUGGCUGUGUGGUGCUGAGCAGGUGUCGGGAAUUUUCCGUCCAGGGGCUGUCACAGGUUCGAGAAAAUUCUGGACAAACUGGAGUGGUAAAGCCCACUCAGACACAUUAGCAACUCUUUUGUCCUUGCUCUCUCUCCUUUUACGGGGCUGUCCAUCCAUUCUUCAGAAGUGUCAUUUGCAACCACCCCCAAAUCACUUUUCUCCUUUUACAAAUUUAUUUUUCUUUUUAUGAGUUUUGCUGCUUUUUUAAUUCACGAUUUCUACCCGUAAUUCUCUGGUUUAGCCUGCACAUAGCUUUUCUGUUAUCAGUAGAAAGACUGAACUCCCAGAAUUUCUCUCUUGUGUACCGGUAUGGCUUUCAGGUAGCUGUUAGCUGUGAAAAAUACAGGUCAUUGCAUCAGUAGCCUGCUUCGGUAUUCUGCCAUUUUUAGUUCCUUUUUUCCAGUUUUGGGUACUUGUGACAUUGUUUUUCUUGGACUGCACACUGAUGGAUGCUGAUUUUUUUGUUUUGUUUGUUUUUUCCUAAAUUAUUAAUAUUAUUGAAGGCAUUCAAGAAGUUUAUACCGGAUGCAGUGUUGCUAAUGCCUCUUACAGACAACAUGUUAUUUAUUUAUUUAUUCCUAUCAGAGGUGAAGCAUGUUCGGAGGUGUUCAGUCUCUCUCUCAUGAUGUUUAUUGGUAGCUCACAAGCUUUUAAUGAGCAGUGUAACUUACCUGGAUGCAGGUAGCACUGGCAGGUCUCAUGGUUUCCCUUGCUGCUGUUGGAUUGGACUCAUGUUUGUUCUGAAACUACUGACGUUUCUUCACUGCUGAUCUACAGAAACAUUCAGUUGACAGGGCGUUAAUGAAACAUUGCGAUUCUGUCAAUGACCCCACCUGCUCCACACAGGAAACAGCAGAGCUUCUGAAGGUCAGUAAAGGUGCACUUUGAGGAGAGAGAGGGUGGAGUUUUCAGGGAUGUCUGGGUAGCGUAUCAGUUUAAAAACUCUAAUGUAGUUCACACAGGGCUAAAUAUAUUACCAUAAUAUCAACUCAUUAUGAAAGUACCAACAUCAGCAGUGUCAUUAUACAAUGUUAUUAAUUACAAUUAUUAUUAUUACUGUUAUUGUUAAGAAUAUUUUUUUCGCUGCGUUUAGCACUGUAUCCAUGCAGUUCAGCGCACACACACAUACACAGAACUAUUUUUUGAUCUAUUAUGCAAAUAAGAUGUUGAAGUGUCAGUAUUGUGUUGGUAAUGUGUAAACGGUAUGGAAGGCAUCCACUAAACACAUCCACAAAUGUAAAACCUGACCAAUCCGCUUCCAGGAGUCUUUCUGUCUGUGCCACACACUAGACUGGGUUAGGAGUUAUGUCACCGUUUUGCACACUUCUUCAGAAUAUGAUUAUAUGAAUCUUUCUUUCCGUAUAUGAAUAGAUAAUAUACUGGGGUUUUGUUCCAGGUCUUGGACAUUGAAAUCCUGAAUUACAUACAUACCUUAGAUUUCUUUCACCGGUCCUGUGCAUUUGGUUGUGAAUGAGUUCCUGAAUGUUUGCAGGAAAUCUCUGCUCUGAAGAUAAUGCAAAACUUGUGAAAAAAAAAAAACCAUGAAAAAAUGUAGCUAGAACCCACCUGCUCUGUUCCAAAGCCACCACUUACACCACCACACUCUCAUAUCUCCAAACACACGUGCCAUGUGUCAUUGUGAGGCUGCCCCAGGAAUAUUUUGAGGCCUUGGUUGUGUAUGUGUGUGUCUGAAUCCAUGUUUAGUAUAUGCAGAGUGCGGAACCGAGUGCGUAUGUGUGCAAGUAUGCAUGAGUGGUAUGAAGGCCGUGUUUGAAUUUGUGUUUAGUAUAUGCAGAAUGAAUGUGUGCAGGUAUGCAUGUGUGGUAUGAAGGCCGUGUUUGUAUUUGUGUUUAGUAUAUGCAGAAUGAAUGUGUGCGUGCAUGCGUAUGUGCUAGCAUAACACAAGAUAUGCAAAAACAAUGCAAUAACUUUGACUGUGCAACAGUUUCAUUCAGAAAAACAGCUGUACAAAAAUCUAAGAUACAGAGAGAAUAUAUUCACUGUUGUGUGUUACGUUACAGAACUUUAAAUUGAAGAAACCUGUCAUACUUGAAAUCGGGUGCAUUUGAGUAUUGAGUCUUUUGAAAUAAUCUUGUGCGGGUCAGUUUGGUUUGAUGUUUUUUCCUUAGUUGGUUUAAAUUAUCUCUGCAUGAGGAUUAUUUUGGUGUGCCAAGCUUUUAGUAACUUUUUUGUUUGUUUUCAUUUUAAACAUUGAGGAAACAUUGAUGACGAUGAUGAGUCAAAUGGAUCGUGAAGGUGUAAAUACAGAUGGGAGAGAGACACAUCUUGUUGGUGUGAAACUGAUUUUGCAUAUCUUGUGCUCAUCCAGCUGAAAGGUGCAUGAUACGCAAGAGCAGCUCUCUCUAUCACUUUUUUCUGAUACUUUCCCUCUUUCUUUUUUAUCUUUCCAUUCACUCACCGUCCUGUUUUUCAGCAGAAAUCACAGUGAAACCCACACAGGUUAACAGGCUUGUUUUGAUUUUAGACUGUGUGGGUUGUUGGUCAUUUACAGUACAUGAAUUAUCACCAUGUUUGAGGCUGCAAGUAAAAUAUUAGAAAUCCCUUAAAUUUUAUGUGUAAUUUCUCAUGUCUCAUGGACAAUCUGCAUUUUGGGGAGGAUAUUUGAUCUGAUCGGAGAUCAGAGGUUGGAUGUAACUUUGAAUUUUUGUCUCUUGCUGGAGUCUGAAGAAUGGGCCUAGCAGACAGACUCCUCCUCUCCCGUCAUUAGCCAAUGAUUGUAUAUUUUUAUAGACUAUAGUGAAGAAUUAACACAUGAGAAGAGAAAAUAUAAACUCAUCUAUAUCUGCUGAAGGUCAGGGUUAAAAUGGCUACACAAAACAGUGUAUGAGAAUGUAUGUAGUGACUUAUAUGUAUAGAUUUAUGAUAAAUUAAAUUUAUGAUAUAGAGAAAUAUAGAGUAAAUCAUUCGUAUUCACUGCAGUAGCUCCUUUUGAAACUCCAGUUGUACGAUGGCCUAUUAAGCAGGACAGACGGGCAUUUAUUAAGGGAGGAGUGCAAUGAGAUGAAUCAUGUAAUUUAAAACUGCAGGGCUUUUUCAGAGCUGCUUUAUUCAGAUCGACACAUCACAUUGCCCUCUGAUCACCUGCAUAUGAUACUGUCUGGAUAAGCUACAAGCUUUCAUUACACAGUAACAGCCCCUGUAUUGAAUUAAAUGCUGAGUAACAGCAAAUGAAAAGAAGGUGGCUCUACCAGAGCAUUGUUUGCUCAGGACUGGGGUAAAAUGUACCAAAUAUUUGACUUAAUAUUUUAUGGGUUGCUCAGUGAGUUGUUUUUUUUCCCCUUAGAUAAUUUUUUCCAAAUCAUUUAAUUGUAGCUUUUCUUCUCUCAGAGAAUCAGAAGUUAUUUUAGAUAUUUUAAUAUAUGAGAGAUAUUUAUCGGAUGGGGAAUGGUGCAUCAGUCCAUUGAACUCUUGAUUGGUUGUGGCGUGUAUUUCAGUUCACCGUCUGUAGCAGCAGUAAACACACUAAUUUCCCUGAGAAUAAAGUCUAAGUUGUGAAAGUAGGUUACUGAAAGAUCUUGCAUUUUUAUCUUUCUUUCUUUUUGGCAACAUUGCAAGAUUUAAAGCCGUGUUUGGAAAUGUAUAGCCCUUGGAAAAUAGGAAAACAGCCUUUGGUUUUCCAGUAUUAUUGGAAAUGACCCAUAGUAAAUGAGCAGCAAUGGAACAUUAUCAAAAUUCUUCAAAUCCACGACACAUUACAGUAAACCGCAGUACCACUUACCAAGUUAUUUGAAGCAUCUUACUGUAGUUUCUUAAUUUUUAGGGUGAUUGUUUUUAUUUGGAUGAACCCAGUAAUGAAGGAACAUUACCUUUAUAGGAAAGAUUUUUCAAAAUGUUCAGAUUAGUUAGUGGAUUUAUUAAGGACGUCUGUAUUCCAAAUAUUUGGCUGGGCAGUUCUGUGUAUGAUUUUUCUGGGUUCAUGUGUGUUUUAAUGGGAAUUCUGCAUGUGUCAGACUGAAGGGACGUGCUGUGGGGUUGACCUUUGACCCAGAGAUAGCCUGGACAGGUGCAAUGUCUGCCCUCUGGUUUAACCUUUGUGUAGCACGUAUCUCUAAUAUCCUCCUUUUACAUGACUGUUAAUUUGAUAUUAUAAUAAGUUAAUGUAGUACGUUAAUGAGUUUUAAUGAUAAACUAAAAGCUAAGGUGGUGAUGCAAUAAUCACAAUUUGCACAUUUAAACCACAUUUAGUUUGAUACAUCUUAAACAUAAUCCAAGUAAAGGAUGAAUUUAUGCAUAGAUUUUAGAUUGUUGUGUAAAUAUUAAUUUCGCCCUAAGCUCAAAAUGUCAAUCUUGCCAUAGUUUCAUUACGAUAAAUUAUUCAUUAUUAGUAAUUUAUUCAUAAUGAUAAAUUAAUGCAGAUUUGUUUUAUUUUCCUGUAGUAGGUAAGAGAGGUCUUCAGGUGUGUGUUAGCAUUAAUAUCAGUGUUUUUGAUACACUGAUGACAUUUGGAAACCAAAUUCAUGGGUUGGUUUGUAUUAUUGUCUUGUUUUCCAGUACAAAUAUCUAAAACAUCCUUAAAACAAGAUACAUUUACUUGACAAGCAAAACUGUGAGAGAUAAUACAACUUUUUUCAGAGAAUAUAUCUUGAUGUAAGUUUUUUUUUUUUUUUUUUUUUUCUUUAAUGGCAAAUUGUUUAUUGUUUGAAGCAUAAAUCUAACUAAAUUUUGUGAGGUUUGUGCUUAAAACAAGAAAAAAAAAGCAUAAACGUACUUGUUUUAAGGAUAUUUACUAGGCUUGGGAUUGAGGCCUUUUUCACGCAACAAUAGUCAGAAAAUGUUCCUGAAUAUUAUUGAGAUAUAUCGUCAUUUUUUUCAGAUAUAAAUAGGGCUGCUCAUUGCACAAUAGUCUUUGUCUUUUCAAACAUAUUUCUCAACACAACUUUGGUAAAGUGUGAGCGGCAGGGUAAAGGGUGUCGCACACCGAACGCAUCUGGCAGACGCCAUGGCGCGUUCUAAAAUUCGAAAGAACUAUUUUCUCAAAAAGUUACGCACACACUACUGCUGCUGCUACUCGCCAUCUCCAGAGGCUGCUCAGAAUUCUGCAGCAUACAGCAUGCUGCAUUGCAUUGCAUAGUUUCCUAUUAAAUGCGACCCAAAUCAUUAUCAAAGGACAUAUAUUAUUUACUCUAGACAUUACCGGAUGAUAUAUUGUGUAUAAGUAUCUUUCAUAUAGCCUACACAAUGUAUUUUGACAGCUUGAAUGAAAGACCUGUUCAAGGCUACAUACAGAGAAAGUGCAUAAUAAUUUCUAAUCAUUCAGUUUGCGCAGUUACACUACUUUUAUACACUAAUCUGCAAACUCAUCCAUGUCACUUUGUUUAUUCCUGAAGAAGUACAAAAACCUUCGUAACAUUUGUGUGUAGAUUCACAGUGACUAGAUUCAAUGUGACGUGUGUGACUCGAUUCACAGUUUGGACUUGUUUGCCAUGUCUUAUCUGCGACUGGCUUCAGUAAAUGUUAUAUCACCUUCUUCUGGUCUUCCAAUGCUAUUAUGACAGACUACAUUAAACAAGGCCAAAUGACAGUGAAUUAGAAAGCAUGCUAAUUUAAAUGUCAUAUGCCGAUAAUAAUGUGCUGAUCAAUAAUCAAUAUUUUAUGGCAUGCCUAAUAUUUCCAUAUUUUACUGGAAAACAAGACAAAAAUACUGAAUAAGAAAAUGAUCACAGAAUGCAGAAGAUUUUAUCUAAACCAGUCAGAGGCUUUUGAGUGGCAUUUCCCUGCCUCAGGUUCCACCUAGCGAAUGUAGCACUAGAGAAAGAAAGAGAUGGGUGGAACAGUAAAGAUUUUAACCUCUAAAAGUUAAUAUGAGACCAUAUUGCACAAAUUUCCAUGUAAGACUGAAGUGAACAUAUUUUUACAUCCUGCUUGCUUUCAGCAGAGAAGGGGGUAAUACUUUGCUUGAUCAGGUUGAGUGCAUCGUUGGGCUGGGCGAUAUGUAAAAAUUAUUUUAUCGAUAAUUGCUUAAAAAACAUUGCGAUAUCCGAUUGCAUCGUCAACCCCCCUGCCGAGGGUCGGUGAAUUUUUUUGCUUUAUUGAUUUUGCUUUAAAGAUUUAAUUCAUUCAUUGAAACACGAAAAACAUAGAAGACAUGUCUAAAUUCAAAUUGCACUUUAAACUAAAUGAAAAAAGCAAUAAAAUAACGAAGUGACCAAAAAAUCUCAUUUAACCACCUUAUUUAAACAUUUACAGUCUCCAACGGCUCCAUUUGCCAUCACACAAGCAUCCGCCAAUGACACCAGGUGGAAAAUUACUAAUAGCCUACAGAUUAAGAACUAAAGACAAUCAUAAAUGUAAAGUUAAUAAUAAUCAUAAUAAUAAAGCCUAAUAAAUUCCCUUGUGUUCCUAAAAUAAUGCUGCCAAAUGUGUGUUCUUAUCGAAUUUGUGUUUGUUUUGCGUUUUGGUAAUACAGUUAAUGCUGCCUAAAGAAAAAAAAAUAGAACUCAAUUUUAGGUUCAAUGUGAACGUGUCUUGUAUUAUUUUAUGAUUUUAAUCACUUUCAUCUUUGUUUCUUUAAUACAAAGAUAUAUAUUACUGAACCUGCAGAGUUGCAUUCACAAUGUAUGCCAACCACGUGGAAAUAAAGCGAACUAAACUCAAAGCACCUCCCGAGAUAAUCUGAGAUAAUUUGCAGCAUUCUCAUAUAUGACAUUAUUAGUUUUCAGACGGAUGAAACAAGAAAAAAAUAGUAAAAACUCUUUACAUAUGCUUGUUCCACAUGACAGGCUCGUGCUGCACGCCUCUGAACAAACAGCGAAUCAGAUACGAGCAAUGUCGGCUUUUCUUUUGUCUGUUCUUAAAAAUAUAAUAAAGUGUGUUAUCUUCAAGCACGCGUCUUUGUGGCUAACAGCAUUUCUUGUCAUGUGUCACUCCGAGAUGUCGCCCGCCUGUUGCGGGUAGAUACAAAAUUACCCGCGCAAUACAUUUGGACGAGGAACUUGUGAACUGGAUUCAGCCUCGUCAAAUUUUGCGGGUGGCGGGUGCUUUUUUCACACCCUGGCCACUGUUUAAUAUAUUUGCCGACUUCCCUGAGCCAUGGUUUUGCCAUUUCCCAGUAUUGUCGAUCAUCGUCUGUUUGCAAUCGGCAUCGGGAUCUUUGUAAGACAUCGUCGAUAUCCGAUAACAUUGUCCUAUCGCCCAGCCCUAGUGCAUCGAGCUCUGGGCUUGAUUUGUUGGAUCUGGCCGAGUUGCUUUUUGUCUGGUUGGUUCCCUCUUUCUCUAAUGGGUGGAAGGACUGAGGGAGAUAAUUCCUUGACAGCACCUUAAAGAGCUUUCUUUCUUUCAGCCUAGAGCAGAUGUUAAAGAAAACGUUAUAGAAACUAUAAUCAGUGUUACACUAUUUUUCCUGCGGUCGGGGCUGAUUUGGUUCAUGUUUAACUAGUAAUGAUGACUCAUCGCACACAAAGGGAGGAAUCUUUGAACAGAUCGUCUCUGUUGCUUUAUUUUGAUGACCACAUGAGCAGCUUUAGUAGUUUUUAUUACGUCGGUGCGGAUGGGAUAUAUAGUCUCGAGGUCCUGAGUUUGUUAGAUUUAUGAUUUGAAUUAAACAAAAUUAGAUGCGUGUCAUGCUUUUGGUAGAAUUCGAAGGCAUCCGUGCUGACCAUUCAGGUCUCUCACGAAACACCAUCAGAGGUCAUUCACAUUUUGGAAUAUUUAAUCAACUUUUGAGCCCAGGUGUUAUUGAAACCUCAGUGAGACGUCUGCAUGGUCUGUCUUUCCCUCCUCUGCUUUUGCUGAGGCUCUUGUUUCAUUUCCAUCAUUCUUUCAUUUGUUCAUUUAGAUUUUAAAAGAAACGCUACAUAAAUCUGAAGAUUCAAUCACUUUUUCUACUCCUAUUUUCAAAUAAAAAGUGAAAAGAAAAACCAACAAAAAAAUUGGAUUUGUAAAUAAGUGAUUGUACAGUUUGUAUCUGUAUCUGUCAGUCUGUCUUUGGUGACAGAGUGUGUCUUGCUUAUAACGCACGCUACCAGUAAAUAAAAACUAAAAAAAUAUCUUUAGAUUGUAUGGUUCUUGACAAGAAGUUUUAAAUUAAUCUCUGCUGUAUAUUCCUGUAAUAUUGCAUUUUUAUCUGAGGAAUGAUGUUAUUAAACAAUUGCAAAUAAAAUGAAUUUCCUAA
Molecule: messenger RNA, 15646 nt
Organism: Myxocyprinus asiaticus (Chinese sucker)
Lineage: Eukaryota; Metazoa; Chordata; Actinopteri; Cypriniformes; Catostomidae
Product: voltage-dependent L-type calcium channel subunit alpha-1C-like
Exons: 47
Coding region: 467-7018 (2183 amino acids)
Biological process (GO): calcium ion import across plasma membrane
Cellular component (GO): voltage-gated calcium channel complex; membrane
Molecular function (GO): high voltage-gated calcium channel activity
Source: RefSeq, a predicted model, not a curated record